This is a messenger RNA of Anolis sagrei ordinatus, 1123 nucleotides long. RefSeq names its product histone H2A-IV-like. Lineage: Eukaryota; Metazoa; Chordata; Lepidosauria; Squamata; Anolidae. Gene Ontology annotation, biological process: heterochromatin formation. Gene Ontology annotation, molecular function: structural constituent of chromatin; protein heterodimerization activity; DNA binding. Gene Ontology annotation, cellular component: chromatin; nucleosome. The record is from RefSeq and is a predicted model, not a curated record.
UGUGGCAUCUGAAUGCCACAGCCAAUCAGAGGCGUGGCUUUCGGCGCCGGCUGCAGGGGCAAGAGCAGACUUGUUUCCCUCAUUGGGGAGAAGGCGCCAAAGCAGGAGAGCAUGUCUGGCCGCGGGAAGCGAGGCGGCAAAGCCCGGCCCGCAUCCCAGUCCCGUUCCUCCCGGGCGGGGCUCCGUUUCCCCGUUGCCCGCAUCCAUCGCUUCCUUCGGAAAGGGAACUACGCGGAAAGGGUGGGAGCCGGUGCCCCGGUGUACCUGGCCGCGGUGUUGGAGUACCUGACGUCGGAGAUCUUGGAGCUGGCCGGUAAUAUAGCUCGGGACGGCGGCAGGAAACGCAUCACUCCGCGCUUCUUGAUGGUGGCCAUCCGCCUCGACCAGGAGAUCAACAAAGUCCUGGCCAAAGUCACCAUCGCCCAAGGAGGGGUCCUGCCCGGCGUCCAGCCUGCCAUUUUGCCCAAGUGUAAGAAUUUCAAAUCCAGAGGAAGCUGGGACAAACUCUGGUGAUGGUCCAGGAACCAUGCGCUAUUGCUUGCAGAAGCCACCAUCUACAGAAGUCCAGGAAUCUGUGGAGCUGCUGACCAGACAUCCUGCAUAUGUAUCUGGCGCCUAUUUCAAGCAGAAUUAUAUCAAGAGACCUUAAGAAUAUAGAAUAUUCAAUACUGAUAUUGCACUAUGCUAAUAAUAUAAUAUAUUGUAUCUGUAUAUAUCUUCGGGGUGAGAAGGGCGGCAUAUAAAUGUUGUAAAUAAAUAAGAAAAGCUGCACCCCUGGCACAAAUAUGAAUAUUUUCACAAACAUCCUUUGCAGGAGCAAAAAAUGCAGCUUCUGCAAAUAGUAUUAGAAUGUUUGGUCUUGGUGCACGAAGAAAAAAAACCAAAGACGGAAUCAAAACAAAUAUUUCCUUUCCCAAGAAAUUUCUUCUGAGAUUCACAGAGAAGUGGCAGCUUUUCUUGCUCUGCUUCCAAUAUCUUCAGCUGAUGUCGCUAAGGAAAGUUUUAAAGUAUUGAUGGAGACUAUAUUUGAAGAGGGGCAAAACAACUGGGGGGAAGUUAUAGUUAUUUGUGUAUUUGCUGGAUUUCUUUCUUAGACGUUAAAUAAACACGAGCUUGCAAGUGU